Cladocopium goreaui is the source of this 4238-nucleotide messenger RNA. NCBI's taxonomy places the organism in Eukaryota, Dinophyceae, Suessiales, Symbiodiniaceae. The record is from the annotation of a GenBank genome assembly.
AGUGCCGCUCGCUACUUCUCGUUUGUUGCAAAAACCUGUCCAUAUUGAUUUUAUCGGGCCAUGUUUGGCCGAAUUCACCGAACCGGUCGCGGGUCCUAAGGACAGGACAUGGGACCGUUUGCCAGUGUCAUUUUGCAAUGGGCGCUGCUUCCCGGAGCAGCGAUAAGAGACAGCUUGAAGCCUGAAAGUCUCGUGUUGGACGCAGGUCGAGAUGGAUGUCUGGAGGAAGCCAAACGAAUCGAGCAGUUGAUGCGGGAUCUGGCUUAUCCAGGCCCUUUGGAAGGGAACCACUGUGACUGGCCCGGCAUCACUUGUUGGCAAAACUGCCGAGUCGAGAAGAUCGAAUGUGAGAACUGCAGCGGCCAUCUGCCGGAGAAAAUUGAGCUCCGGCAUCUCUGGGAAGUAAGUCUCACAUCGCCCACGCUCACUGGCAAUAUCAAAGCCUUCAGCGGGAUUCAACUACUCAAUUCUUUGGAGCUCAAGGGGACAGAGAUCACAGGUGAACUUGAAGUCUUCCGGGAGGACAAUUUCGUCAGGUUGCUGUUGGCGGAUACCAAGAUUUCGGGAAAUCUGCAGAGUUUAGCUCGCAUGGAGCUAAGAGAGCUGGAUUUGAGCGGCACAGCAAUCUCGGGAGACUUGCAGAGCUUAGUUGGAGAUGUCGAUUGGUAUAGUAGUGAGUCCAUCAGCAAGCGCCGAUUGCGACAUCUGAAGCUUGGCCGCACCAACAUCACAGGCCGGUUGUCCUCGUUGACGCGCUUUCCGAUUCUCAAAGAAGUGGACCUGUCCUAUACCUCAGUCAGUGGCUGGGUAGAUAGCAGCUGGAGAAGCAAGUGUAAAGAUUUGCUCAUUUUGCAGCUUCGAAAGACUUCGGUGCAGUUCGUUCCUGUCGGAGAAGAGCUCGAGCGCCUGAAAGAUCAUUGGACGGGCGGGCGAUUGCGCCUCUUCCCAAAGUUGAAGGAGCUGGAUGUCACACAUUGUCCGGUGAACAACACGGUCGAGAACCUGUUGCUACCUUUGGCCAUGUCCCAACUGAGCACCAUCAAGGCAGCUGCUGCAGGCAUUUCUGGCGUAGUGCCACAACUGGCAAAAGAGUUGACCAAUUUGAACGCGGCGAAAGAACUGGAAGAUGUGCAUUUCAUUUUGCCCGACAAUUUGGUGAUUCUAGAUUUGUCCUUCAACAACAUCACUGGGGUGAAUGGACUUCCGGUGUUGCCCCACUCCGGCCGCGUGUUGUUGCGGGAAAACUCUCAGCUUGUCGUGCCAUCCAAAGUGUUGACAGAAGCCUUGAAACACCAAAUCAUACUUGAUUUGUCCGGUACAAAUCUCAGCAACAAAGAAGAGAUAGCACAAUUGCUCGCAAAAGGAGAAGUCAAGACCACGGACAUGUAUGCGCAUCGAAAUGAUCUUGCGGGCUAUGCCUGUAAAGAUCUGGUGGGCACGGUGAAGGUGGCUCCCGAAACCUUCGUGCCUGAUGAGAUGUGCAAAUGCCUAGCUGGAUGGCAUGGACAUGGAGCAACCUGCCAGAUCUGUCCAGCUGACCAGUUCAGCGAUGAAAUGGGUCUUGACAUUUGCAAAAUGUGUCCUCCAAACAGCACAGCACCGGAAGGUUCCACGAAACUGGCGCACUGCAAAUGUGAUUUUGGCAAUCUCCACAAUGGCACCUGCUCAUGCGACAAGCACCAUGCCUUGAUAAAGGGCGAUUGUGUUCUCUGCAGCAAACUGCACCUGCAGUGCAACACCUCGGGAGUCAGCGCUUCAAGCGCGUUGCCAGAGAUCAGUUUCACACGCCUGCAGCGUAGCGCUGAAGAAGCUCACAGGUGUCUGCCACCCGGUGAGUUGGAACGUUGUCCCGGCAAUCACCAGUGCGGCUUGGGUUACGAUGGGACACUUUGUGCUACUUGUGCAGCUGGAUUCUGGGCCAAAGCAGGAAGAUGCAGGCCCUGUGCAGAAAUGAAUUCAACCUCGAUUUGGUAUGCAGUUUUUCUCGGAGUCGCAGCCCUGGUGGUAGCAGCCUUCCUGGCAUACCGACAUGUCUUCCUGCCUCGGCAAGUGGCGCCACCAGUCUCUGUCAAAAGUCUGCUACAAAAGCUCAUUACGCUGCAAGCUCCUGUGUUGCUUCAGAUGGUGCAGUUGUGGAGUGUUUUGAGCCGUUUGGGUCGGAGUUCAUCCAGUCCAUCCGGUGGAUCUAGCCAAAGCUUGCCGGAAGUACCGUACUUGGAAGCGUUACAGCUGACGACCACUGAGCUUCAGAACUCUCUGAAUUUGCAGUGCGCCUUCAAUGCAGAGACUGUUCGCAUGCUGGCUGCCCUGAGUUCUCCGGUGGCGCCACUGCUGUUGCUGGCGUGCUGUGCGGCACUGGAACUUUAUCGUGCUGGCUUUGGCGUUAGCAUGGCGUUGAAGACCCUGACGCUGCUCUUCAUUGGUGGCGCAUCCAGUGCAUCAGAACUUCUGAGUUGUCAGUCUGUGGAUGGAGAUGGCGAAAGCCUGGGAGAUUUUGCCUUUCGGAAAGCCAUUCGACAUCUUCGCUGCUCCGAAACCGAUGGCGUGGCGUUCUGGGUCGAUAUGGUUGGCUACAGCAGUGCUUUGGCAUAUGGUGUCCUGAUCCCUCUCUUUCUCGUUGGCCUCAUGGUCAGACAGUACUUUGCUCUUCAGGAAGCACGACUCUUUUAUGCCUCUGCCGAAGGAGGUACGCCUCAGCAUGUCACGCUGCGUUUGCAAACUUUGCACGGGCAGCUACCGGAAGAGGCACUUCCAAAACGCCUGUUGGCAGCAGUGGCAGCCCAUAUGGCAGUGCAUUGCCGUGGAAAGUGGCUGGUCCAAUUACAGGAUGGAUACAUCAGCGCCACAUCCUCGGGUGGUGAGGAAAUUCCCGCGGAUCAUUUGGAUCUGAUGAAAGUUGUAGCAGAUGCAAAAACCUCCAGAAACAUCGACGUGUUGCGAAGCCGGCGGGUUGCUGAGAUGUUGACUGAGCGCAUUAUGCUGGAGGAAGCCAAAGAUCGUUGGCUGAUUGGCUCUCAAGCUCUUUUGUGCAAGUACAUGCUCUGCCAGGACGUGUGGAUGCACCUGGUCAUGAAAUUGUUCGCCGUGGCUUUGGUCUCGUGCGUCUCAAUGUCUGACGCCUGGAAAUGGGCCAUCGCUUUCAGUCUGGGUAUGGCGGUGCUAGUUGGGGCAUGCCAGCCGUAUAUGUGGCCGCAGGUGAGCCAACUACAGAGCCUGAGUUGCUUUUGUUUGGCCUUAGCAUCUUUGGCUUUUGUCUACGACUGCGCUUGGUUGGCACGCAUAGCUCUGCUGGCGCCAGUGCUACUUCUACUUUGGCAGGUGCUAAGCCCUGAUUGCACAGAGGCCCUGGCUGAGAGGUUGUACCAGGACAUCAAAAGAAAGGGGAGAUUCGACACCUGAAAGGAUCACAGAUAAUCAGACCAUAUUUGAUUCAUGAUUUCGGAUAUAUUAUCUAUAUUUCUGGAUGAGAAUCAAUACAGACAAGAUAUAUAAUCAGGUGACAAUCAGACAAAUAUAUUGAUUACAUACCCAAUGAUUCUAAAUCCAUAUAAAUUUAAAUAUAAUCCACACAGUUGCGUUGCGGGUUUCUAGUUGAUGCCAUCCUCAAUUUUCUGCUUCAGGAGCUGCAGUUGGAGCUUCCAAAGUUCCAGCGUGGAGAAGGCCAUGAAGUCAUCGUACAGCAGCUGCGCUUCGGCCGUGGCCGUGGCCGUGAUGACCUGCGUGGCCGUGGCCGUUUGGAAUGACACGGCUGAGACCAAUAGUGUACAAAAACACCAAAAAGGUCCAAGAAUUUUCUGCGCCAGCGAAAACUGAUGAGAUCAAAUUCAAGAUCUCUUAAAGGGGAUCAUUUUCACAUGUGAAUGGAAGAUGUGAGUAAUCGAGACAUAUCGAGACACGCUGUGGAUUGGCCAUUAGCUCUACAUGUUAGACCGCGAAAGGAAAGGAACUCUGGUUGCGGUAGCAAUACCGGGCAAUACCAUCCAGUCUUCCAACAAACACUGGGUUCAACAAACAAAAUGACAGGGUAGAUUUCAGGCCUGUCAACAUCUCUCAACCAUAGUCUAUGGAUAUCUAUGGAUGUCUAUGGAGUCAGCUUCAGGCUCGUUCCUCUUCGGUUGGAUCAAUCAGAUUUCUGAGUACUUCUUGUUGGACGUUUUGCUCAAAAUCGAUGCUGCAAGUGGUUUUCUGGACCAGGCCAUGACUGCGUCCCUUCAGCGAGCAAAAAGACAUGGCUUGCG